AUGUCGUCGUCAUCGAGUCCUUCACUGCCGCUGUACAACCUGCAAGAUUCCCGAUCUCAGUCUCCCUACCCUACCACGAAGAAGCACGUAUCCUCUUCAAUUACUUCGUCCUACGCCCUCCUUGAGCCCCAACAAGUUGCCGACCGCCUCAACACUUCCCUAACUAACGGACUAUCCCCGGCUGAGGCCGAGAUCCGCCUACAUCGAGAUGGGCCAAAUGAGCUACCUCACGAAGAACCAGAGCCUUUGUGGCUCCGGUUCUUGAAGCAGUUCAGAGAGACUUUAAUCUUACUUCUUCUUGCGUCCGCCGGAGUCUCAUUUUUCAUGGGAAAUUUCGACGAUGCCGUUAGCAUUACGCUUGCAGUGACCAUUGUAGUCACUGUCGGAUUUGUACAAGAAUAUCGUUCCGAGAAGUCUCUAGAGGCGCUAAGCCGACUCGUCCCCCAUUUUGCGCAUCUGAUCCGAGACGUAGAGCCGAGUAAUGGCGUGGAUUUUGGAAUAUCACGAACCGGCACCAUUGAUACCGAGACACAAAAGACGCACGCAGAGGCCCCGGCUCCUAUAACAAACGCCCUCAAGGCUUCGAGUGCUGUCAUGGCUGGAAAAUUGGUUCCUGGCGAUCUAGUCCUCUUCACGACAGGGGAUCGCAUUGCUGCUGACAUCCGCAUCACGUCUGCUACCGAUUUGUCCAUCGACGAGUCCAACCUAACUGGAGAGAACGAGCCAGUUCACAAGUAUGCAGAGGCAUUGCGGAAUCCUCCGGCUACAGUUAAACAAGAAUUCGCCGGGUCUCCAUUCCAUGACAUUGCUUCUACAGAACUAGGUGGCGCAAAUGUCCGUCUAAGUGAGCAACACAACAUUGCGUUUAUGGGAACUUUGGUACGGUCUGGAUACGGCCAAGGUAUUGUGAUUGCUACAGGCGCCAAUACAGAAUUUGGUAGCAUCUCUGCAUCGCUGCAGGAAAUCGAAAGUCCCAGGACACCUCUUCAGCUAUCGAUGGAUCGACUUGGACAAGAAUUAAGUUAUGUUUCAUUUGGUGUGAUUGGAUUGAUCGUUAUCAUAGGACUCAUUCAAGGGCGGAAGCUUUUGGAGAUGUUCACAAUCGGUGUUUCGCUUGCCGUCGCAGCUAUACCUGAGGGGCUUCCUAUCAUUGUCACUGUAACUCUUGCACUGGGAGUUCUGCGCAUGGCUAACAGAGGAGCUAUAAUGAGGCGACUACCCAGUGUGGAAACAUUAGGCUCGGUCAACGUGAUUUGCAGUGAUAAGACUGGAACGCUAACAAUGAGUCAUAUGACGGUCACAAAAAUGUGGCAUCACGACUGUCCGGAACCCUUUGAAGUCAGAGACUCGGCGUCCUUGACGCCUGAGCCUGUUGUGCGAAAGUUGUUGCGCAUUGGGAACAUAGCUAACAAUGCGCGGCUCUCACGAGCACACGCUGACUCGCCCGCGAGUGCAGCUUCUGCUGCCGUUCUCUCGUCAACCAUGGAUAACUCUUCCAGCCAUAGCAAAAGCAGAUGGGUGGGACAACCGACAGAUGUUGCGGUACUCGACCUUCUCGAUGCCUAUGGCGAGGACGACAUUCGCGAUCAAAUCAGUGGCCGUGUCGCAGAGACCCCAUUCAGUUCGGAGAAGAAGUGGAUGGGAGUUGUAAUUGGUGGCGCUGGACCGGGGGACAACAAAAUGGCAUACCUAAAGGGAGCCUUGGAACAAGUCCUGGCAAGGUGCGACACAUACCUAACCAAGGACGGUCGAGAGGUGAUAUUAGACGAACCGCGACGACAAGCCGCGCGGGAAGCAGCAGAGAAAAUGGCAUUAGAGGGACUACGUGUCAUAGGAUUUGCAAGCGGUCCGAUCAGAGAGCCGGGAAGGCACAUGAGGAGAUUAGGAAGCCGAAGUGCCACCCCAUCACCCAAGAUGGACCAGCCUGCGACGGAUAACAAUGACGAGCAAUUCAAUGGGCUCGUGUUUGCGGGACUGGUCGGAAUGAACGACCCGCCACGCAAGGAUGUCCGCAAGUCCAUAAGCAGGCUGAUGUCAGGACGAGUCCGAGUGAUUAUGAUAACGGGAGACGCGGAGACCACUGCAAUAGCGAUCGCACGGCAACUUGGAAUAGUUGCCAAUGACACCUCUGCGGGGAGCAACAAUGUGGUUUUGCGCGGGGACCAGAUCGACCACAUGAGCACAGAGGAGCUAUCACAGGCAAUUUCGACGACAAGCAUUUUCGCGCGCACUAGUCCGGAUCAUAAGCACAAGAUCGUGCGAGCACUGCAAGCGCGAGGGGACGUUGUAGCCAUGACAGGUGAUGGUGUGAACGACGCACCGGCAUUGAAAAGAGCAGACAUUGGAAUUGCCAUGGGCAAGCUAGGCACAGAUGUCGCCAAGGAGGCAGCAGACAUGAUCCUAACAGACGAUGAUUUCUCGACGAUUCUCCGGGCAAUCGAGCAAGGCAAAGGCAUAUUCUACAACAUCCAAAACUUCAUCACGUUCCAACUCAGCACCAGCGUGGCGGCCUUGGGACUAGUCCUUUUGAGCACCACUUUGGGAUUCCACAACCCGCUGAACGCGAUGCAAAUCCUCUGGAUCAACAUCAUCAUGGACGGACCCCCGGCGCAAUCACUAGGCGUCGAACCGGUCGAUCCCGCAGUAAUGAACAGCCCACCACGCCCAAAACACGCGCGCGUCCUCACACGCCCUCUCAUCCAGCGUGUCCUCACGCAGGCCUUCCUCAUCAUGCUCGGCACACUCAUCAUCUACCUCCACGAAAUGAGCGACAUCGACGACGAACUCAACCCAGGCCACAUCUCGCGCGUUGUCACCAACCACGACACAACAAUGACAUUCACCUGCUUCGUGCUCUUCGACAUGUUCAACGCCCUCACCUGCCGCAGCGGAAGCAAAUCCAUACUCAGGGGCGAGAUGUCCCUGACCGGCAACAAAAUGUUCAACUAUGCCGUUCUGGGGUCCCUAAUUGGUCAACUGGGAGUCAUUUACUUGCCUUUCCUACAAUCCAUUUUCCAGACCGAAGCCCUCAAAUUGUCCGAUUUGUUGAAAUUGGUGGUUUUGGCCAGCUCUGUGUUUUGGGUUGACGAGGGUAGGAAGUAUUAUAUGAUGAUUAAACGGUCUCACAGUCCUGGGGAGUUGUAUAGUUCUAAUGUUUGA
Talaromyces atroroseus is the source of this 3159-nucleotide messenger RNA. RefSeq names its product Calcium-transporting ATPase 1. Gene Ontology annotation, biological process: intracellular calcium ion homeostasis; manganese ion transport; calcium ion transmembrane transport. Gene Ontology annotation, cellular component: plasma membrane; endoplasmic reticulum; Golgi membrane. The transcript has 2 exons. Gene Ontology annotation, molecular function: ATP hydrolysis activity; P-type calcium transporter activity; ATP binding. NCBI's taxonomy places the organism in Eukaryota, Fungi, Ascomycota, Eurotiomycetes, Eurotiales, Trichocomaceae. Bases 1 to 3159 code for a protein of 1052 amino acids. The record is from RefSeq and is a predicted model, not a curated record.